GUCGAUUUCGCGGUAACCUUUCGGGAAAGCGUGUAGAUUUUUCCGGCCGCACUGUUAUUUCACCUGAUCCAAAUCUACGAAUUGACGAGGUUGCUGUGCCAAUACUGGUUGCAAAAGUUUUGACAUACCCAGAACGAGUGUUUGAGCACAAUCGCAAGAAGUUGCAACAGUGUGUCAUUAAUGGCCCUGACGUACACCCAGGAGCCAAUUUUGUGACACAGAGAAAUGGUUUCAAAAGGCUAUUGAGGUACGGUGACCGACAAGCGAUCGCUGCAGAACUAUCCGUUGGUGACAUAGUUGAACGACACAUCACAGAUGGAGAUGUUGUUCUGUUCAAUAGACAGCCAUCUCUUCACAAACUCAGUAUUAUGGCACAUUAUGUUAAAGUAAAACCCUGGCGGACUUUCCGAUUCAAUGAAUGCGUGUGCACACCUUAUAAUGCCGACUUUGAUGGCGAUGAAAUGAACCUCCAUGUUCCCCAAACCGAGGAAGCCAGAACAGAAGCUAUCGAAUUAAUGGGUGUGAAAAAUAACCUUGUGACACCUCGUAAUGGCGAACCCAUCAUCGCUGCAAUUCAGGACUUUGUCACUUCAUCUUACCUACUUACGCAAAAAGAUGUCUUUUAUGAUAGAUCACAAUUCGUUCAAAUUUGCUCAUACAUGGCGGAUGCCGAUCUACACAUUGAUAUCCCGCCGCCGACAAUAUGGAAACCGAUGAUGCUGUGGACGGGAAAGCAAGUGUUUGACGUACUAAUGAGACCAAAUAGAGAGUCCAGAGUUCUAGUUAAUUUGGAGAAUAAAGGGAGAUCUUUUGAGAAGAGGGAGGGUAAACCACCCGAGUUUUGUCCUAACGAAGGAUAUGUGGUUAUCAGAAACAGUGUGAUGAUUUGCGGUGUAGUGGAUAAGUCGCUGGUGGGCGACGGAAAUAAACAUUCGUUAUUUUACGUAAUAUUAAGAGACUAUGGAUCAUUUGAGGCAGCAAAUGCAAUGAAUCGAUUAUCAAAAUUAUGCUCGAGAUGGUUGGCAAAUCGCGGAUUUUCCAUUGGUAUCAAUGACGUGCAACCGGGUGAAGUGCUUAAAGCAAAGAAGGAUGAACUCAUCGAGUCCGCCAAUAAGACCUGUGACGAUUUAAUCGAAAGAUCUAAAAGCGGUAAAUUGGUGAACCAACCUGGUUGUAAUGAAGAACAGACUUUGGAAACACAUAUCUCUGGUGUCUUGUCAAAAGUUCGUGAUGAUGCUGGUCAGAUAUGUAUGCAAGAACUCAACAGAUACAACGCACCACUUAUUAUGGCAACUUGCGGGUCAAAAGGAUCGAAAAUCAACGUAUCUCAAAUGGUUGCAUGCGUUGGACAACAGAUUAUAAGUGGCAGUCGUAUUCCAGAUGGAUUUCAGGACAGGUCUCUACCCCAUUUCUUAAAACAUUCGAAGACUCCUGCGGCGAGAGGAUUUGUUAGGAAUAGUUUCUAUAGCGGAUUAACACCAACCGAAUUCUUGUUUCAUGCAAUUUCUGGUCGUGAAGGUCUAGUGGAUACUGCAGUCAAAACCGCUGAGACGGGCUAUAUGCAACGAAGAUUGAUGAAGGCUCUCGAAGAUUUAACUAUUCAUUACGAUCUAUCAGUGAGAAAUGCUUCAGGAUCAUUGGUGCAGUUCUGCUAUGGCGACGAUGGUCUCGAUCCUACUUAUCUAGAGGGUGAUGGUUUACCCGUUGAUUUGAAACGUAAUCUGCAGCAUGCAAUGGGUCUAAGUCCUGCGGCACCUGAUGAACCAAGAUUACUUCCAUAUCAGAUAAAGGACAUCACCAGGCGUGAGCUUUCGACUAGCCGGUUUACCUCGAUGUGUACAGAAUCAUUUAUUCAAUCGAUAUACGAUUACGUUGAUGCGGAACUGGCGAAACCACUUGCAUCAUUACGAGAAAGUUAUGGGUUAUGGCCUGGUAAUGAGAAUCCCGAUUCCGGCGACGAUCCGAUGUUAGUGGACGGCGAUAACAAUGCCGCGAUUAACCAUGUAGUGAAUCAAAAGAUAUACAUAACAGAAGCCCAACUUCAACAGUUUUUUGGUAUCUGUUGGAAAAAAUAUUUGAAUGCAAAAGUCGAACCUGGGACAGCUGUGGGCGCCAUUGGAGCACAAUCAAUCGGUGAACCAGGCACUCAGAUGACUUUGAAAACUUUUCAUUUUGCCGGUGUUGCUUCUAUGAAUGUCACUCUUGGUGUGCCACGCAUUAAGGAAAUUAUCAAUGCAACGAAAACAAUUAGCACACCUAUCAUUACGUGUAAGCUUGUUAGUGAAUAUGACGUAAAGGCAGCGAGAAUAGUCAAAGGCCGAUUAGAAACGACUUAUCUUGGAGAUAUUGCAAAAUGUAUAGAAGAAGUCUAUAAAUUAGACGAAUGCUUUCUUACAAUUACUCUUAAUUUGGAGGCUAUAACGAAAUUGCAAUUAGAGACUAAUAUAGACGACAUCGCUAAAGCAAUCGUUGAAACUAGGAAACUGAAGCUCACUGAAUCG
This is a messenger RNA of Paraglomus occultum, 2501 nucleotides long. The record is from the annotation of a GenBank genome assembly. NCBI's taxonomy places the organism in Eukaryota, Fungi, Glomeromycota, Glomeromycetes, Paraglomerales, Paraglomeraceae.